Messenger RNA from Ilyonectria robusta, 2833 nucleotides. Its product is annotated as BRCT domain-containing protein. Gene Ontology annotation, biological process: DNA double-strand break attachment to nuclear envelope; double-strand break repair. The transcript has 4 exons. Bases 122 to 2692 code for a protein of 856 amino acids. The record is from RefSeq and is a predicted model, not a curated record. Lineage: Eukaryota; Fungi; Ascomycota; Sordariomycetes; Hypocreales; Nectriaceae. Gene Ontology annotation, cellular component: nucleus; Cul8-RING ubiquitin ligase complex.
UCCACGUCAAUCUCUUUGGUAACCACGCACAACUUGCACUAGAUGUCUCUUUCGAUGCGCAUGUGCUUCUACUAGCUUUCACUUGCCAAAUAUACGGUCACUCGACUCGAAUCACGCGAAAAUGGGUGAUGCUGGGGGUUCGUCUGGCAUCUUUGCUGAAUGUCUGAUUGCCUUCGUGCCGAGCACGGCGCUGACUCCGAAACUAAUCGGCGAGCUUUCGAGUAUUUCUGGAGAGAAUGGCGCUACCAUCUGCGAGCCUCGACGCGACGGCUCGAUUCCGAUCGAAAAGGUCACUCACAUCGUCUCCAACACGAUCGACUUCCCACAGUACACCGAGUCGCAGGCGGUAAUGAUCCCGGUUACGACAGCGCAGUGGAUCAUGACUUCAAUCUCCCGCCGCAAGCAGGCCCAAGUUCGGCCGUUCUCGCCCGAUCCCAGAAUGAUCUUCUCCGACGUGGUGGUAACGUGCGCCGAUCUGCCUGAGGGCGACAAGGAGAGCAUCGCCGGCGCUACGAUGGCUCUUGGUGGGCAGGAGUCAAAGGACGCGACGCGGUUGACAACACAUAUUUGCGCCUUGUCGAUGGAUCAUCCCAAGGUUAAGAGUUCCAGAGACAGGGGAUGGAAGGGAAAAGUCGUUUUGCCACAUUGGUUCGAUGAUUGCUUCAAGUUGGGUAAACGGAUCGACGAGGGACCCUAUCUCCUGCCUGACCCGGAGAUUCUUAAAAAGUUACCAGAAGACGACCUUGCGAUCCCGGAGAAUUCGAAUCUCGACGGUGCCACAUCAACUUCUCCAACCUACUUGCCGUUGCCGCCAGACGGAGAUGUUGUUCGCCCUCCGGUCACAGUCUUUCAGGACAGAAAGGUCAUGCUCUCCUCUGAUAUGAGUAUCAGCCCCCGACUGAACAAGGUCAUCCAAGAUAUCAUCGUCAACGGCGGCGGUAGGCUUGUUGAGCACGUGGAUGGCAGUGAUAUGUUCAUUUGUCAGUAUCGGGAUGGUCCCCAAUACGUCCAGGCUGCUCAGUCAUGCAAAGAUGUUGGAAACUUGGCCUGGUUGUUCUACCUCAUCGUCCACAAUGAAUGGACCUCCCCCCUCCGCCGUCUCCUGCACUACCCCGUUCCUAAGAAUGGUAUCGAAGGCUUCAAGGGCUUGCGGAUCACGGUGUCCAACUACGGCGGAGAAGCUCGAAUCUACCUCGAAAACCUUAUUAGGGCGAGCGGUGCUGAAUUCACCAAGACGAUGAAGGCGGACAACACGCAUCUUAUCACCGCACGCAAUUCUAGUGAGAAAUGCAAGGCUGCUCCUGAGUGGGGCGUCUCUGUCAUUAACCAUCUGUGGAUCGAGGAGAGCUAUGCAAAGUGCGAGAUGAAGCCAAUGACGAUAGGAAAGUACAACCACUUUCCUCCCCGAACCAACCUAGGCGAGAUUAUCGGUCAGACCUUCUUUGACGAAUCCAGGUUGCGAGAGAUGUACUACCCUGGCGGCGAGGAGACCAUGUCUCCUCGGGCUAAAAGGAAGCGAAAGAUUCUCGAAGCAGCCGAGGACAAUGCCUACCAACACGGCCCGGCGGAGGGUGUUGUCAUUGGUCGGGAGGACCGAGACAGGGAUGUGGACGACCUUCAACAAGGUGAAGCAGCGACCAAGAGCACCGCCAAGAAGACAACCACCAAGACUUUGGGUAUUGUGGCAACUCCGAUCCGAACUCGCCCUGCCCGAUCAGGAAAAGAGAAUGAAACGCCUUCCAUGGUAUCAACAGGCGGGCGCAGCGCAAAGGCCAAAGCGAGAGAUUUACUCCAAACCAUCGCUCCCGACAUUGCGUUGUAUGAAAAGGAGAAGAAAAGACACAGCAAGGGAGCCAAUGUGCCCUGGGGCGGGAAACGUGCGGCAGACCAGGUUGACAAGACCCCCAAAACCAAGCCAGGCACAAGCCCGGAAGUCGAAGAUGAUAGCGCGGACGAAAAGCGGCCUACUAAGAAGGCCCGGCCGUCGCUGCCUGACAUCGAAACUCGGAUCAUUCUCACUGGGUUUGGUCGGUGGGUUGGAGACAAGCACAAGGAGGACCAGGACCGGAGAAAACUGCGUGAUCUUGGCGUUCAGAUUGUCCAGGAAGGGCAACCUUGCGACUACCUGGCAGCUCCCCAUGUGGUCCGCACAGUCAAGUUUCUAUGUGCCCUUGCUCGAGGACCCACGGUCAUCUCAUCUACCUACAUUGAUAAGAUUCUGGAGACGGGCAAGGUUCCCGACGUGGACGAGUUCAUCCUCCACGAUAAGGAAACAGAGAAACGGUAUAGCUUCAGCCUCGAAAAGUCGGUAGCACGUGCCAAAUCGAACCGCGGCAAGCUCCUCCUCGGCGUUCCCAUCUACUGCACCGAGAAGAUCCGCAACGGGCCGGAUAGCUACAAGGCCAUCGCAGAGGCGAACAGUGCUAUUUUCAUGAUCUACCGAGCGCGAAGCGGAACGACAAUCCGACCCACGACGGCGGAAGAGGACGGCAACGCGCCGCCUGAGCCCGUCUAUCUUCUUAGCAGCAAUACCCCGGAGGAGAAGGCCUUGUGGGAACGCUUCCAGGACAUGGCACGGAAGGGCAACAUGGAGCCGAGGGUGGUGGCGCCCGACUGGCUGCUGGAUGUGGCGAUGGCACAGCAGGUACGGUUCGACAAGAAGUUCCUAGUGGAUCACUUUUAUAAGGCCUAGGAAGGGCAUGUGGCAUAAUGUAAUGACGGAGUUUGGUGCAGGAUAGGUAGCAUCGCUGGUCCUCGUACCGGUUGUCGGUUUUGGUUUCGUCCGCCUGGCUCUAUUUGGCUGAGGGGUGGCGCAGUUGUAUGUAGUUGUGGC